Messenger RNA from Penicillium canescens, 1722 nucleotides. RefSeq lists its product as uncharacterized. NCBI's taxonomy places the organism in Eukaryota, Fungi, Ascomycota, Eurotiomycetes, Eurotiales, Aspergillaceae. The coding region runs from base 1 to 1722 and encodes 573 amino acids. The transcript is spliced from 3 exons. The record is from RefSeq and is a predicted model, not a curated record.
AUGUUUGGCUGGGGUUCUGGGCUGGCCUUGCCCUCCGCCACUUCGGAGCCGGAGAAAGAAAGACGACCCCCCGCCGACCCAACACCCCUCGAUUUCCCCGCCUACAACCUGCCCAAUGUUGUUCCCAAUGAAUCGGACUCGAAACUCAAGGACAUUGCAGAUCUCCUGGCCGACAUCAAACGUCCACAAGAUAUCUGCUUGGACCGGUUCAAGGCGUUGAACCUUGAACUAGAAUCCGACGUCGAUGUACGCCACAUGUUCCCCGACCAGACACUCGCCCUCGCUCCUUUGCCAUGGGAGGACACCACUGAGCCAACGGAAGAUGUCGCUCGCCCGCUGAUGGGCAACGGAGUCCCCUAUCCCCCCAAGGAUCGAUAUGAGACGCUAAAAAACGAGUUGGCACUGGACAACGACGACACCUUCCGUGAGGUGGCACGUUUGCCACCGCGUGAGGGCCGGAGUCGGGUUCGCGUGACACAGUCGAGGAAGUUCUGGACAGGAUUAGAGCACGUGGCUCAAUACUGGGACACCAGCUUAGACCACUACUUUGAGCGUCCAGCAACUCCUGAACCCACACCUCCCAAUGAGAUGGAGUUGGAAAGCGAUGUCCAAAUACACAUGGAACAGGAAAUCACAAGCGGAACCAACUCCACGGGCGAUGAAAUGGAAGUGGAUGAGACACAAUCCCACGAGAUUACGAGCGAGACCCCUCUGGGCGAGCAUAGGCCCUAUGUGGCCAUGUAUACGGGCCGUAGAAUUGGCACGGGGCACGAGAUGCCCGAUGAAGUGCGCGACGAGACAAUUCGAGCCUUUGUCGAGAUGGUCGCAUGGCCAUUCGGAUGCCAAGUCACGGUACCCACUCUUCCUCCACGAUUGAUGACCAAGAACCUCCUCUUCCCAGUGCGGCAGUCCUUCCAGGCAUCCCGAUCGCCUCGAGACCGCCAGAUCGCGCGAAGCGGGAUGCUAGAAGGGCCCGUACUGAUCGCGCAAUGCCGUCCGGAGACCACAUUCCGCACCACCGCGGAUAGCCAAGGCCACGGCAUCGGCGAAGUCAGUGACAUCUUCCGCGAGGUCGGAGGUAUGCUCCUCGCAGCCCAAGAGCGAGCUCGUGAGGGCGAAAUUGAACAGCGACCCGGAGAAGGCAAGUGGUGGACCAUGGCGCCGCGCUUCGGUGGCGCACCCCACGAUGGGAUCCUGGAUGAUCUUGUCAGUAUGGGACACGGGAUGUCCCUGCCGGACUCUAUGAUGGAGGAAGCCAGGCCGUCCGCCCCGGAGGCGGACAUCGCGCGUAAGCGACACAAGAUCGAGCAUCCGUUCGUCACAUCGCUUUCGCGGAGACCGAGUGCCAUGCGCAGACUUACGAGUAGCGAGAAGUGGAAGAUUAUCCAGCCUGGGCCGAGUCUCUGGGAUAAGAGACUGAGUUAUAUGCAGAUUGGCAAGGCCCGGGAUAGUCCAUUCGACGAUAUUUAUAUGAUCUCCUCAAUCAACCACCACGUCUCAAUCCUCCAUCUCCGCGUCCACAAACGCUACCUGGACAUCCUCACCAACGGCGAGAGCACAUUCUCACCAGACUCCGACACGGAGCAACCGUGGCAUGUGCUGAAACUGCAGCGAACCAAAUGGUUCGACCUCUUUGACAAGAAUGACCGCUUAGAAGCGCUCAAGGGCGUGUGGCAGCUGUUCCAUUACCAGCUGCGCGACACGAUGCCUGUCUCUUCAUAG